AUGCAUCACAGCGAGAUUGUGUUCCAUAGCACAGUCAAACCAUUUACUGGCGACGGCGAUGUGCACGAACUACCCACAUUUCUUCUCGAACUAGACGGUCGGUUCGAGCAAGGCAAUAUCCGUACGGACCCCGAGAAGAUCAGUUUGUUGAUCUUGCACCUUGGGGGCCGGGCGGCUCGGUGGUUUGUGAAAUACCGGCGUGAGUACGACGUAAAGAUGAUGACGUACGAGGAAGUGGUCGGCCACUUGCGCAAUCGGUUUGGGCAGGACAGUAAUGCGAUGGUGAUUCUCGCACGGUUGAUGGAGGUAAGUCAAAAAGGAACAUUAGCAGAGUACAAUGACGAGUUCUGCAGCUUGUUGUGCAAGUUGCCCGCUGAGUGGGUGCCACCGGAUCACAUGCUUGUAGCCCUUUACUGGAGGGGUCUUGCACCACGGUACUCGAUUGCGAUUCUUCAGGCGGAGGCGAUGGACUUGUCCGACGCGAUGCGCAUAACCGCGAUGAACUCCACCUUGAAUAAAGACGAACUAUAUGGGGACAGUCCUCGCUUACAGAAUCCACGGGAUAUGGGCUGGAGCCCUGUGGGCCUUGAGGAGGACACCUUUGAGGAGCUUCCGCUGUGGAUCCAAGAGAGAUAUCUUGACACUGUCAAGGAUGACUUACCGGCAUACGAGUUCAAUAACUGUUCCGUUGAACAUGCGAUUGAGUUCAAAGAGCAUUCCGAGGAGCCCAGGGCACGCGCCUACAAGUUGAAGUGCAGACUAGAGAAGGUAGCCGUGCAACUAAUACAAGAUCUUCUAGAUAAAGGAUUUAUUGUACCGUCAAAGUCUACUUGCACGUCCCAAUUGACAUUAGUAAAAGAAAAAGAUGCAACUUACCACAUCGCGAUUGACUACCGUCGCAUCAACAAUAUUACCGUGAAGGAUCCGUUCCCUCUACCCACCGUCGAAUCUCUAUUAGCCCGAGUGGGAACCGCCGGCCACUUCACGAUUCUCAAUUUACAUAAUGGCCAAUUUCAGAUCCCAUUAAGGGAAGAAGACCGGUACAAAACAGCAUUUAUUACCACAAUGGGCACCUUCGAAUUCACUGUCAUGCCUGAAGGGCUAUUAAACGGGCCAAACACGUUUGCCAAGUAUAUGGCAGAUGUCGUCGGUGACUUGCCCUUUGUGUUCGUAUACAUGGGCGAUAUUUUAAUAUUUUCUGACACCGAAGAAGAGCACUGGACGCACAUUGACGCAGUCCUCAGCAGGCUUUCCGACAGGAAGCUCGUAUCCCGCAGGUCAGACAGCCACUUCAACCAGGAGGAAUUCGAAUAUCUAGGGUAUGUCAUUAGCAGGAACUCCAUAGAGCCUGCCCGCGACAGGAUAGAAUCCAUUAACCACUAUCCUAAACCCAAGUGUGUCAAGGAUGCCCAGCGCUUCCUCAGCAUGAUCAACUAUUAUCGCAGAUUCAUACCGAAUUUCGCAAUGCUAGUAAAGCCCAUCUUGCAAUAUGCAUGCCGCAAGACCAUCUGGUGGGAAGACCAAGAGAAGGCAUUCGACAAGGUGAAGCGCCUACUACGCACAGGCCCCGUCUUGGUGCCGUACAAAGAGGGCGCCUCUUACAGAUUAACUACAGAGGCCUCCAAGUACGGUGUCGCAGCAGUGCUCGAAGAGGUGGCCGGAAACGAUACCAUCGGCGUUGUGGGCUACUUCUCCAAGCUUCUCAAGGGCGCCCAGCGUCACUACCCCGAAGGCGAAUUGGAGCUUUUGGCUAUUGUAGAAGCCCUCAGACACUUCAGGUAUAUCCUCCAAAAAAUCCCGUUCACAUUGCGGGCAGAUCACAUCAACUUGGCCCUAUUGCAGGACCAGUCCGGACCAGUGCGCCGCAUUUCCGCAUGGUUCGAGGAGCUCAGCGAGUAUGACUUCACGCUUGAGUACUACCUAGACCAGUCCGCAAGCUGA
This is a messenger RNA of Eremothecium gossypii ATCC 10895, 1941 nucleotides long. RefSeq names its product AGL178Wp. The transcript has a single exon. The coding region runs from base 1 to 1941 and encodes 646 amino acids. The record is from RefSeq and is marked provisional. NCBI's taxonomy places the organism in Eukaryota, Fungi, Ascomycota, Saccharomycetes, Saccharomycetales, Saccharomycetaceae.